UUCCAGGAAAGUGGCUCUCUUUGUCCACUCGAUGCUUCUUUGGACAUACUCUUUCUCCUAACACUAUAUAUAAACCUGACCCGCACAUCUCUCUUCUUCAUCCUCACUACAUUCUCACGUAUCCAACUCCUUCAGAGAAGCAACACUUGAAUUCAUCCCUCGUUUGGCUGAAUAUAACCAAAUGGCAGAGAAGAACCAGAACCAAUACCAACUACCCGAGUCGAAUGCCUAUCGCCGGAGCGAUCAAGAAUCGCUUCAUACCAUGGAGGAUGAGGAGGCCAAACGCAAGAAGAGGAUGAAGUGGACGAUCGGCAUCAUCGCCUUCGUCAUCUUUCAGGUAGUCCAAGCUCUCUUCUUCGUCCUGGUCAUCAUGAAGUUCAAGUCCCCCAAGUUCAGGGUCGCCGAGUUCGACAUCCAAACUUUGGAGUUCAAUCAGUCCUCGCCCUCAUUCAACAUGAGCUUCGUGGCUCCGAUCCGGGUCAAGAACACCAACUGGGGUCCCUUCAAAUACGGUGCUUCUACUGUCGACUUCACCUACGGAGGCUUCCCAGUGGGACAAGCGAUCAUUCCCAAGAGCAAGGCCAACUUCAAGUCCACCAAGAAGAUCAACGUGGACGUCACUCUGAACUCUGCUACUUUGUCUAACAAUUCGAACCUCGGGAGCGAUUUGAGCUCUGGUGUCAUAACCUUAAACAGUCAAGGCGAGCUUAGAGGGAAGAUAACGGUGAUGUUCAUGUUCAAGAAGAAGAAGACCUCGCAGAUGAAUUGCACCAUGGCAAUCAGCACCUCGACAAAGGCGGUACAGUCCUUGUCAUGUAAUUGAGCAUGCCCGGGAGAGGUGGUUCCGCAUCAUAUUAUGGCUUUGUAUUGCUCGGUUUCAUUUGUUGUCGAUGCAUUUUUCGCGGACCGCAUCAACCUCAGUAUUCUAUCUUGUUUGAAUUUGCCUUACCUUUUUGUUCACAUCACAUGUACUGCCCUCAGAUUGAAGCUUCAGCUUGGUGUUCUUAAUUAUGUGUCUCCCC
Rhodamnia argentea is the source of this 1022-nucleotide messenger RNA. Its product is annotated as late embryogenesis abundant protein At1g64065-like. NCBI's taxonomy places the organism in Eukaryota, Viridiplantae, Streptophyta, Magnoliopsida, Myrtales, Myrtaceae. The record is from RefSeq and is a predicted model, not a curated record. Bases 182 to 823 code for a protein of 213 amino acids. The transcript has 3 exons.